This is a messenger RNA of Opisthorchis viverrini, 4635 nucleotides long. RefSeq lists its product as hypothetical. The transcript has 4 exons. The record is from RefSeq and is a predicted model, not a curated record. Gene Ontology annotation, molecular function: tubulin binding; tubulin-glutamic acid ligase activity. Bases 140 to 4507 code for a protein of 1455 amino acids. Gene Ontology annotation, biological process: microtubule cytoskeleton organization; protein polyglutamylation. Gene Ontology annotation, cellular component: cilium. NCBI's taxonomy places the organism in Eukaryota, Metazoa, Platyhelminthes, Trematoda, Opisthorchiida, Opisthorchiidae.
CAAACUUGUGACGGUCGCUUGAUUUCCAAAACUCCGUUCAUCCACAAGAUACACGGCUCACUUCGAUUACCUCAGGUUUCGUCCAUAAUGAUUGAAAAAAUUUUAUUGACUGUGUACCAUAUGGGAACCUGAGUUUAAAAUGUGUGAGACAAGCAAUUGUAGUUCGAACAAUGGCAGCGUAGAAAGUAUUAACAGUGACUGUGCUACGGUGGGUUGUGAUCAAAAUAAAAGGGAUGAUGCAAGAACCCUUGGGAGAGAUAUAUGUGACGAAAAAUCAACUGCCGCCGCUUCGAUCAAAAGCUCUGACUUCAUAAAACACGAGACCAAUUUUAGAAAAAACCACCCAAGUGAUCAUCGAAAAUCUUGGGUGCUUCCAUUGUUUCACGUUCCAACUAAUGAACCAGGUGUGAUGUGGACUGGUAAUUUUCGAAGAACUCCUGUGAUGACUUUUUCCCAAUCCUGCAUUCUUGGGAAAUGCGAUGCUGCGGAAAAACUCGGUCGAUGUUAUAACAUGUCCUAUCGAUUGGUGCGCAUGGAAUCAAAGCUUAUAAGAAAUAUCUUAUCUGCACAUGGAUUUCAGGAGUCGGCAAACCAUUUGGGAAAGUUCAAUCUUCUUUGGACAGGUGGCCAUUUGAGGCCCACCCAACUGAGAAUUCUUUCCGAUUUCCACAAAAUAAAUCACUUUCCUCGAUCUUAUGAAAUAACGAGAAAGGAUAGAUUGGCGAAAAACGUUCACAGAAUGCAGAGACUUAAAGGGCUCCAUCAGUUUGACAUCCUUCCACCAAGCUUCAUUCUUCCUGAGGAAUUUCAGGAGCUCUGUUCCGCCUACGCACAGGAUAAAGUACCCUACAUUGUUAAACCAAUGGCGUCUUCGAGAGGAAGAGGCAUUUUUCUCAUUUCUCAUCCAGAAGAAAUCCCAUGUGACGAACCUGUCGUUGUUUCCAGAUAUAUUAGUAAUCCUUUUCUUCUCGAUGGGUUUAAGUUUGACGUUCGGAUUUACGCUGCAGUAACAUCGUAUGAUCCCCUUGUUCUAUAUAUAUACGAAGAAGGUUUGGUCAGGUUUGCGACUGUUCGAUAUCAACCAGGAUUUAAACAUCUGCGAAGUCAAUGCAUGCAUCUAACGAAUUAUAGCGUCAAUAAGAAAAAUUUCGAAUUUGUACACAAUGAUGAUGCAAACGUUGAGGACUAUGGGAACAAGUGGUCACUCGGAGCACUACUGAGAUAUCUCCGAUCCGAAGGUGCGGAUGUCACCGGACUGAUGUUACGAAUUGAAGAUGUCAUUGUGAAAUCAUUCCUGAGUGUUCUCAGCCCUAUCCUUGCCACGUGCAAUCUUUUUCCGGCGUGUCAAUCCAAAUGCUUUGAGCUCUAUGGGUUCGACAUAAUCGUGGACGAUAAUUUCCGGCCAUGGCUUUUGGAGGUAAACUUAUCACCGUCUUUGGCUUGCGACACUCCGCUGGAUUUCAAAGUGAAGUCCCAUAUGCUGACAGACUUGUUCAACUUGGUCGGUUUGGUUUGCCACGAUCCUUCCAGGAAAACUCAGGGUGGAGUCAACAGCCUUCACAUGACGGCCAAGGGCGAGGCCGCAGUCCCACCUCCGAUGCCCACGUGCUUUCAGACCGCUGAAGAAUAUCUGAGAAUGUAUUCCAAAGACAAUGCUGGCAAGAAAGAAAGCAUGAAACCUUGGGCAUUUUUAUCCCGACAAGCGCAGUCUUCCUCCCCUUCCGCGAGCCAAGUGGAUCCUCAGCCAAAUGGGCGGCCGGGCACUGUGAUAUCUCACUUGAUCCCGGACGGUAUGACAUCAGAUGAGGUGGAUCUAAUGCGUAGACUACAGGAAGAGGCGGCCAGAGCUGGAGGUUGGUUAAGGCUGGUGCCGAACGUUGGAGCCUGGGAACAGUACGCCAGUUUGUGGCCCACAGCAGAGCCUCACUUUUCGGGUGAUAGGCGUAUGAGUGGCAGUUCGUGUAGCAUAAACAGCUCUGCCUCAUGGAGCUUCAGUCGUCAUGAUCAGGAGUUAAACGGUGACAAGAGAAGGACAGGGAAUUACUCGACCGUUUCUUCAGCAUAUUCGGCCGCAUUUGCAGUAUUCACACUGAACAACAUUGUGCAAUACGUGGCUGAGCAACAGGCAGGUGACAAAGCACGCGGUGUUCACCUUGAAUCGGAAACAUUUGCUCCCGGUGCUUCCAACGGUAUUGAAUUCCACCCCAAUAGUUCCCUGAUAGAAGUUGAUUUGGAAACCUACUUGAGAAGUGUGAACGGAAAGGAUCCAAAACAGUGCGUGACGAGCACAUUUGUUACAACCGUACGCACUCCUAAGGCAACCUCCGUUUCUCGCCCAAAACCGUCUUUGCACAAUAUGUCACACGGACGUCUCCAACAGUACUUGAACCAAGCCGUCAAAAUUUCAAAAAAAUCGAAUUCACUGGAUGAUCAGUGUCAACAUGUGAUAUUCUGUUACACUCAAACCCUUGGUCGAAUGCCAUUUUUUCUGCGUAAACUGGGGGAACCUCCUUGCAGAAUCCCCGGAGUUUAUUUAGAACAACGGAAGAAGGACCUGCCGGUAAGGCGUUCUGGUUCGACCCAAAGAAAACCCACAAAUAGUCAGCAGGCUGGAAAUGUGUGUGAGCCGGUUGAAAAUGCUGCAACAGUAAAGGUUUCCAAUUCGUCGAGCACAACAAACUUGGUAAAGUCAAGCAAAAAACCUUCUAGACAGAAGAGUGCAAGAAAUUGUCAAAACUCAGCGAACGCGGAUGGUGCAACAAAACGAAAAACUGAACAUCUGGGGCUUUCAGCCUGCGAGCUCUCAGCAUUCGAGGCCAGACAAGCAUUCUCAGUCUAUCUGUCUCGAAUAAAGGACCGAUUGUCGCGAGAAUGUGAGGAGGCUUCUAUCGGCUUGCUAGGUGAAAAACGCUCUUUUCGGAAUGAAAUACGCGAAGUCGAUAUUCUCACGCGUUUUGUUCAUCGUGCCGGCAGAAUGUUAUCAAACAUGGCCAUCAGAACUAGCCUCGGUGAUAGAGGUGGUGAACUUUUGAGCCCUGAAACGGGUGGAAGUGAGCACCGUUUGCCUGAAAUCCACCAAAUCAAACGCAAACGGGAACUUGUCAACCUACUGAAGAAAUUUAUAGAGGCCUAUCGUUGCGAAACAUUGAUGGUCACCUUCCCACACUCACAAGUUAGGAAUUCACCGACAGAUGUGCACCCAAAUCGCUGCGAACUAUUUCGCCAAUUUCUAGAUGAGGCCACGGAAAGCCAACUAGAAGAACUGCUUGUCAGGUAUGCCGAACUGGGCAAAUCCAUCAGAGUACUUCUGGGAGACAUGCAUAGCCGCCGCAAACACACAUCCACGGUGAAAUCAGAACUGGAAGGGUCCGGCAGAACGGAAUGUACAGCGGCGAAUGUUUCCUCCGACAGUGGAUUUGGGUCGCUUGCCGAUAGCUGCAUUAGAAGCGACAACAUACGAGAGGUCGGAAUCUCCAAGGCCGAAUCAAGGACUCGGAUACCGGAAAUCUCUUGCCUCGAAGGAGACGGACCAAAGACGCCCGCCUUGGAACAUUCGGGGUCCUUUCAGCAAAACGGCUGUCCAAAAUCUGAAACGGCAAGGCAAAGCGCAGGCUGUUCACCCCAACCUAGUCCAGAAUACAGUAAGCCACCUACCGAAUCCGAUGGGUCGCAGUCAAACGUUAAGUACUGUUGUAUCGGUUUGGCGCGGAAGAACAAAAACGCCGGUAUAAAAGGAGACAAAAUUGAAGGAAAUCCAGUCAAAGGCUAUAACCCACAAGCUUAUCAGGACCCCCCAGAAGGGUACUCGUGUACAUUUGGUGCAGUACAGAAAACUGAAAACGCUUGCCAAACCCCCGGGGGAGGAAUAAUUCCCCGAGCAAGUCGAAAACGUAGCAGGGGCCGCCCACUCCACGCAACCGCCAGACCACCAUAUCGGCGUAGUCAACCCCUAGUUUUCUCGACUCGUUUAGCACCGUCAAAAAUCGUGGCUCAUAGUGGUGCGAACCGUUCAAGACCUGCAAGAAUGAAAGUCUUUCGCAAGCCAUGCAGAAUGUACGGGAUAAACAGUUACAAGUUGUACCAAACACCCUCGGCACACAACAGCUGUAAUCAUAAUUCUGACGAACUUGAAAGCAUUUUCCCCAAUACAGAGACUUUACUACAUCCAGUUAGCAGCUCAGGUCCUAAUCCAGUUCAGAAUUGGCCAAAACGAUUUGAAGAGUGUCAGUCCAUUGCUUCUACCCUACGAACACCUGGUUCUUCUGCCAACUCUCCGUCUGUUCCAAGGCUCUGGAACACAUCUUCGUUCCACGCACAGAAGAUGCGCCAAGCCGAACAAUAUUCCAAAUUUCUUCAUUCAGUUAACGAACAAAAUAAUACGAACGCCUCAGUCUACACCUGUGUCCAACAUCCAAAAACGAAUGGGACAAAAAUAUCUUGCCGAACCAAGAAUCCACCUCGGAUGAUUUGCUGUAAUUCCAGUCGUCAAAUUCAUCCCCUUUUUUGACAGUUCAAAUUCACGGGAAAGUCUGUCUAACCAGAACGUAACCUGUUGUACAUUCUUUGUCACUUUCUUGCAGAGCUUUGGACAAGCCUUCUGUUUAGAUUCUAACUAAAUUGGUCGGAACAUCGUUG